Apodemus sylvaticus (European woodmouse) is the source of this 902-nucleotide messenger RNA. RefSeq names its product nuclear ubiquitous casein and cyclin-dependent kinase substrate 1-like. Gene Ontology annotation, biological process: interstrand cross-link repair; double-strand break repair via homologous recombination. The transcript has a single exon. Lineage: Eukaryota; Metazoa; Chordata; Mammalia; Rodentia; Muridae. Bases 16 to 885 code for a protein of 289 amino acids. Gene Ontology annotation, cellular component: cytoplasm. Gene Ontology annotation, molecular function: single-stranded DNA binding; double-stranded DNA binding. The record is from RefSeq and is a predicted model, not a curated record.
UCUCGGGGCAGAGACAUGGCCCGGGGCCCCGGCCAGCUAGGUGGGCCUCGUCCGGACACUGUCAUCAUGCCCAAGAGAGGAAAGCGGCUCAAGUUCCGGGCCCACGACGCCUGCUCGGGCCGAGUGACCGUGGCGGACUAUGCCAACUCGGAUCCGGCGGUGGUCAGGUCUGGUCGGGUCAAGAAAGCCGUGGCCAACGCUGUUCAACAGGAAGUAAAAUCUCUUUGUGGCUUGGAAGUGUCCCAGGUUCCUGCGGAGGAGGCUCUCUCCGGGGUGGGUGAGCCCUGUGACAUCCUGGACAGCAAUGAUGAGAUGGACGCCCAGGAGGAAAGCACUCAGGAAAGAUCAGGCUCCAGAAAAAAGAAAAGCAAGAGACACAAAGAAGACAGUGAAGAUGAAAUAGAUGAUCAUAAAAAUGUACACCAGCAACGGCAGGCAGCAUCUAAAGCAGCUUCUAAGCAGAGAGAGAUGCUCUUGGAAGAUGUUGGCAGUGAGGAAGAGCCAGAAGAAGAUGAUGAGGCGCCAUUCCAGGAGAAAGAUUCUGGCAGCGAUGAAGAUUUCCUAAUGGAAGACGACGAUGAUAGUGAUUAUGGCAGUUCAAAAAAGAAAAACAAAAAGAUGGUUAAGAAGUCCAAACCUGAGAGAAAAGAAAAGAAAAUGCCCAAACCCAGACUAAAGGCUACAGUGACACCGAGUCCAGAGAAAGGCAAAGGGAAAGUGGGUCGCCCCACAGCAUCAAAGACAUCGAGGGAGAAAACUCCUUCUCCCAAAGAAGAGGAUGAGGAAGCAGAAAGCCCUCCAGAAAAGAAGACGUCUGCGAGCCCCCCACUCGAGAAGUCUGGGGACGAAGGCUCUGAAGAUGAAGCCGCUUCCGGGGAAGAUUAAAAGUGAUAUUUGGGGGA